AUGGCUACAAAAUUCCCAAAUUCAAAGAACCUUUGGAUCAGUAAUUCAAAGCUGAAGUUUGUUGAGAGAACGAAGUUGCAACCUUGGACAAAUUUGACAAUUUUUUGCUUUAAUGAGAAUGAAAUUGAGGAAUUUGCCGACGAUACUUUUGUUGAUUUAGUGAAUCUAGAAACAUUGUGGAUUUACAGCAACAAAAUCACAGAUUUAAGUGAAAUUCUGUUUAGAAGUCUUACAAAAUUGAAGAUUUUUGAUGCCAGAAAUAAUUUAAUCACAUAUUUACCUCCAAAAUUGUUCUCAAACAAUCCAAACUUAAAAGUCGUCAAUUUUAGUUUUAAUUCAUUAAAGAAAAUUGACAUCGACUUUAGUGAUUUUAAGAGCAUUAAAUGGAUUGUUUUUGAUGGUAAUGAGUGCAUUAAAGCUAGUUAUUGUAAGAUUUUUGACUGUUUGAAGUCUAUAAAGCAGAUGCAGGGGGUGAUUGAUAAAGAUUGUUGAUGAAUUGUUGGGAAUG
Messenger RNA from Chironomus riparius, 508 nucleotides. NCBI's taxonomy places the organism in Eukaryota, Metazoa, Arthropoda, Insecta, Diptera, Chironomidae. The record is from the annotation of a GenBank genome assembly.